AGUUCUCUUUGAGUUCGGAAAAAUUCUUUCCUUUUGUGCGUAUCGAAACAUUUGAUUAUUUCGCAAAAAUGAAUGGUGCUUUAAUUGUAUCAUAAAACCUCGAAUACAUUAAAGAUGGCAGUUUUACUGGUGUUUCUACUUGUAAUAGGAACUAUCUACAGUGGAGAAGCCCUGUACUUUGAGGACGGAUAUGACCAUCAUUACACAUAUUCCUCCGAGUCGGACAUGCUGGGCUUACAUAACAUAACAACGAUUAUCAAGUUCCGUAUUCGCUCAGUAAAUGAUACAGACGGCGGGAAAAAUCUUCACCAGUUAAUGGUUGACAGUUUUGUACAAAUCUCUGAAAAGGGAUACAGUAAGUCGGUUAUAAGUAACAUACACGUUUUGCAAAAGCGCCUGCAGACUGAAUAUAAUGAUUUUUGAAAUACGGAGAUAUCA
Molecule: messenger RNA, 438 nt
Organism: Ruditapes philippinarum (Manila clam)
Lineage: Eukaryota; Metazoa; Mollusca; Bivalvia; Venerida; Veneridae
Exons: 2
Coding region: 115-423 (102 amino acids)
Source: RefSeq, a predicted model, not a curated record